This is a messenger RNA of Hippoglossus stenolepis (Pacific halibut), 7448 nucleotides long. It is a transcript of the gene mtm1, whose product is annotated as myotubularin 1. Gene Ontology annotation, cellular component: plasma membrane. Gene Ontology annotation, biological process: dephosphorylation; mitochondrion distribution; muscle cell cellular homeostasis. Gene Ontology annotation, molecular function: phosphatidylinositol-3,5-bisphosphate 3-phosphatase activity. The coding region runs from base 192 to 2012 and encodes 606 amino acids. The transcript has 17 exons. NCBI's taxonomy places the organism in Eukaryota, Metazoa, Chordata, Actinopteri, Pleuronectiformes, Pleuronectidae. The record is from RefSeq and is a predicted model, not a curated record.
GCCCGGCACGUGACGUAGAGUAAGUUCCUGCUGUGGCUUGAGGGAAACAAAUCGACAUUCAGCCACGGGAGAAUCGCAUUUUGCGGACACACUGCCAGUGUGAACAACAGACGACCGCGGCACACCCGCAGCCAAUGUGGCCCGGGCGUAAGGGGGACAGCAGCAGCCUGUGGAAGCCCCCUCCCUGAAUAAUGGCCGCACCAAUCUCAGUAUACAACUCGAAUGCCUUGGACACACACAUCUCCAGUACCUCCAGAGAGUCCCUGAAGAUGGAAUUGUUAGCAGAUGUAUGUCUGCUGCCUGGAGAGGACAGAAUUAUAGAUAAAGACAUCAUCUACAUCUGUCCAUUCCGUGGAGCAGUGAAAGGCAAAGUGUUGAUCACCAACUACAGACUCCACUUCAAGAGCUCAGAUACUGAUGUGGUGGUGACGAUGGAUGUUCCUUUGGGUGCCAUAAGUCGGGUGGAGAAAAUGGGUGGGGCAUCAAGCAGAGGCGAAAACUCCUAUGGCCUGGAUAUCACCUGCAAGGACAUGAGGAACUUGAGGUUUGCCCUGAAGCAGGAGGGCCACAGCAGACGAGAUAUUUUUGAGCUCCUCUUCAGACAUGCCUUUCCCCUCUCACAUUGUCUACAUGUGUUUGCAUAUGUGACUCAAGAGAAGUAUGAGGAGAAUGGCUGGAAUGUCUACAAACCCAUAGAAGAGUUUAGACGCCAGGGUUUACCUAAUAACAAGUGGCGUAUUACAUUCAUUAAUAAGAACUAUGAGCUGUGCGACACCUACCCUACUGUACUGACAGUACCCUUUAAAAGUAAAGAGGAGGACCUCAGAAGAGUUGCAGUGUUCAGAUCAAGAGGACGCAUACCGGUUCUAUCAUGGAUCCACAGGGAGAACCAGGCAGUGAUUGUCCGUUGCAGUCAGCCUCUGGUUGGCAUGUCUGGUAAAAGGAACAAAGAUGACGAGCGCUAUCUGGACCUGAUCAGGGAGGCAAACGACACUGCCAAGCUCACUAUAUAUGACGCCAGGCCUAACGUCAACGCUGUGGCCAACAAGGCCACUGGAGGAGGCUAUGAGGGUGAUGAGUACCAAAACGCAGAGCUCAUCUUCUUAGACAUCCAGAAUAUCCAUGUCAUGAGGGAAUCCCUGAAGAAACUCAAAGACAUUGUCUACCCAAAUGUUGAGGAAUCACAUUGGCUAUCCAGUCUAGAGUCUACACACUGGCUAGAACAUGUUAAGCUGGUGUUGUCAGGAGCCAUCCAAGUAGCAGACAAGGUUUCCAGUGGAAACUCAGUGGUGGUUCACUGUAGUGAUGGCUGGGAUAGAACUGCCCAGCUCACCUCGUUGGCCAUGCUGAUGCUGGACAGUCACUACCGCACACUCAGAGGAUUUCAGGUGCUGAUUGAGAAGGAAUGGAUCAGCUUUGGGCACAAAUUCGCCUCAAGGACAGGUCACGGUGACAAGAACCAUGCAGAUCAGGACAGAUCGCCCAUCUUUGUUCAGUUCAUUGACUGUGUAUGGCAGAUGACUAAACAGUUUCCUACAGCCUUUGAGUUUAAUGAGCGGCUUCUGCUGACAAUCCUGGAUCAUCUCUACAGCUGUCGUUUUGGGACUUUCCUCUACAACUGUGAGAGUGCACGAGACCAGCAUGAGGUGAGGUCAAAGACAGUGUCUCUGUGGUCUCUGGUCAACAGCAAGUGGGACAUUUAUUUAAACCCCUUCUACACCCCUGAGUCUGGCAGGGUCCUCUACCCCGUUGCCAGCAUGCGUCACCUAGAGCUGUGGGUAACAUACUACAUCCGCUGGAACCCACGCAUACGACAACAGCAUCAGAGUCCGGUGGAGCAGCGCUACAAGGAGCUGUUGUCCCUCAGAGAUGAGUACUUGAAGAAGCUGGAGGAGCUGCAGCUCUCUGACACCUCUCCUUCCUCCCAUUUGGCUAACAGCUCCACCCCCAACACAUCCUCCACCUCCUCCACACCAUCACAGCAAUACACACACCUACAGACUCCUUUCUGAGGGCUGAUGACACAUACACACAGAUACACCCCCCUCACAACUACACACAGAGUAUGUAUAUAUAUAUAUAUAUAUAUAUACACACACAUAAUUUUUAUUAAAAAAAAAUCUUUCACUCAGAUAUCUGUCAAUCUUACAUACAUGCAGGGAUUAAUUAUUUUGCAGUCAUAAAUGUGGAUAACAAAGAAUACUAAUUUGAUUUAGAUUAGAUUGUUAACUCUAACACCAUAGUGGUGAUGAUGGGGAUUUAUGCAAAAUGUCACAUUACAGCCUUGUCACAAGACUUCUCUAUAUACUCAUUCAUCAUAAAGUGAAGCCUUAAAGACAUUCAGUCCAACGGUUUGAACACUCUGGACACACAGUGGUUGUGUAUCAGUGUCCACACAGGCAGCACAGAAAGGCUGAAUAUUGUGUAUUUUUCAUCCGCACUAUAUUCACACAAGUCCUGUUGGUGGUUAUUUUUAAAAUCAGAUCACCACUGAACAUUUAUACUCUAUAGGUUCAAUGGUAAGCUGAGAUGCAGAACUGUGUGUUGACUGCACUGCUGUUUGAGAGACAGAGGUUUGUCUUAACCUUUGAUUUAGCUUCGCAAAAUAACCGUAACUUCAAGUAAACCUGUUCACAUUUUACAGUUGUCAGGUGUAUGGUUGUCCAUUGAAAGAACUCUUCAACAUUUAAACUGACAGAAAGUUAACCUAUGUGCCUCCAUUUAAAGAUAUUUCAGGGUUGUAGCUUGGUUUGUGUUAGCUUUAAAGGCUAAUUUUAAAAAGGGCUUGAAAUAGUGGACAGUGCUAAACAAGCUCUGUUGACAGUUAAAUACAUUUUUAAAAAUCCAAGUUAUGCCCAAAAGAAGAUCCCCAGCAGUUAGCUCCAACUUCCUGUGUUUACUUCAGAACCUCACUGUAUCUCUCUCUGCUGUUGUCCCGCUACACAACAGUUGGUGUUCUUUGUGAGCAAAGCAUAUUGCAAAUCAAGAUUUUUUCAGAGUGUUGCUCUGACACAUGAGGAAUCAGUCUGAUCAGCUGCAGAGUGUCAGAUUUAGAUGCAGUGGUGUGGAAUUUCAUUUUGUUGGUGUGGAAUUUGCUGAUCAGCUUAUGAGGCUGAAAGCUACAUUCAUGUGUGUUUUGUCACUGCCAUCAGCCAAGCUCAACUAAGCACUAUUUCCCAGCUCCUGCCUAUGCUAUGGCUGAGGGUAAAUACAGUUCUAGCAAAUAGUAAUAGUUCUGUUAGAAUUAAUCCAUGAUUUACUCUUAUGAAUGCAGCUUUGAUGUGGUUUGAAAUGUAUAGUAUAGGGAAAUGGAGUGAUGCUUGGCCUCUGAUUUUGUAUCCCCCUCCCCUUACUUAACACAGACCCAGAUGGGGGCCAGGUUAAGUCCAUGAUAACCUUACCAUGCCUGGAUGUUUGUUUUCAAAUGGGUUAAGGGACAGUUAGCAGAAAAGAUACUAAAACUGUUAAAUACAUUUAUGUUGAUAUACACACCACCCUCACUGAAAAGUCCCAUGUUAUUUCAUAGCACAUGUGCCUUUUGGACAUGUGGAGAAGUUUAGUUAAAAAAGUUGUUUGGUUGUCUGACUGCUCAUGUGUCUGGCCUAUGAGACUCCAGGUUAUACCGCUGUGCAGUAGAUUGACAUUGUCAGCAGAAUUCAACAAUAAAACUGGUGCAAAAACAUGGUACCAUAACAGUAAUGAUGGGGAAAGCUGUACUACAUGUUAUAAACAUUGAUUUUAUGUGGCAAGUAAUAAAUGUCAUUUUCCUUUAGGAAAUUCUAUGGAAGAUAAUUUCUUGUUGAAAAAUGGAAAACAAAGUAUUACGAAUGGCAAAAAUAAAUGUUUAUAAUAUGCCAAAGUUUUAGGGUACCACUUUCAAAUUAAGUCAGUUGUGGUUUGUAUUUUCAUUUUCUAAGUCAAAAUUUAGAUUUUUUUCUAUACGAUUCAUUUUACUUUUAUCUCAAAAGGAUGAGAUCGUAUUAAAUCACUAUUUUGUCAUUUUGAAAAUCCUAAAAAAAAAAUCAAAAUCUAAAAUUUGCCAUAUUUAUAUGGUAUUGACUGAUACUGAGUAUUUUUAUUAUCUAUUAUGCUUACAGAACUUAUUUCCCCCUAACUCACAUGGCCUUCCAAACAUGAAAACCAUUCUGUCCAAAAAUCUAAUUCUUUAGAGAGUGAGGAUUUUGCUGCUAACUCAGAAAGUUCUCAUUUUAAUUAGUUUGAAACCAACAUACAUAAUUAACUCAGACAUAUGAGUCAUAAUGUCUGUCAAAAAUGUACUCUGUGUUGUAUCAUUCUGUCUCUCUACAUGGCAACAGAAGUGUUUACUACAGUCAGAGUCUAAGGCUGGUAGUCUUCAGUCUCAGGUACUUUAUUUUAACCUGGUCCACAAUAGAGGAUUGAGGCUUGCCUACUUUUAGAGCAGGUUUGGUGUGUAUCAUCAUCCAUUAGAGAGAAAUUCUUAUUUUAGUAAUUCCAGCUCUGGGUUCAAUCAUUGAAAGCAUAAUAAAAACCAAUGAAUAAGCAUUUAAAAAGCUCACGUUGUGGUCUUGGUAGCAGUUAUGACUUAACACUGCAUAUUUUGUUGAAAUUAUUUAUCGGUAGAUAAUAUGAAUAUGUAUGGAUCACCACUAAAGAUCAAGUAAUCUUGGCACAAUUUGUAACAUUUUAUUGAAAGAGUUUAGCAGUUCCAUUCCCACAGGAUUUAUAGAUACCAAGAAAAAUCUAUUAGCAUCGGCAAGUUCUCUUGACAAGAAAUAGAGAUAUAUUUGUCAGUGCAGAAAAUAUGUUAAAGUGCUCAAUAGAGGUGGAAGGUGUGAGGAGUAGCUGGUUGCAGAAGGAUUUGUGCUUUUAAAUUAGCUUAAGUGAUGGUCUAACCUCUAUCCAAAAAUUAUAUUGCAUUGCAAAAACCCAGCAGUGACUUCUUAAGAAGAUAUUGGUGAAUGAGGCUCAAUGUUGUCCAAGCAGUUCCAUUAGCAUUUCAGGGAGAAUUCAAACCUUCCACUUGCCGGCAUUAGACACGGUUUAGACGCUGUAGUAAUUUACUGAACAUUCAACUGCACAUUUAAUCCCUGAUUUCAAGCUGUCGUUAUUAGCACAGUCAACAGAAUUUAAACUCUGUGAUUGGAUAUUUCUUAUUAAAAGGCUCAUUUGGAGUUAUAGUGACCUCCUCUUUGUAUGCUUUACACAUGACAUAGAAUACAACUUUACUUCUGGAACCUUGGGUACAUUCUGAAUAUCUGCUCCCACUGUACUUCUCUCCAACAUCCUUGAAUUUCAAAUAAGCAACCUGCAAGAAGACAAAGAGUCAAGAAGGCCCAGAAAAGCCAGCUCAGACUCCAAUACAUUCCCCCUCACACACUGUUCAACCGACUAGGCCUACAGCAAAUUGGAAGCAAUGAAGAUCUGGAAGAUGUACUGUAUGUACAGUGUGACAGUUUCAGUGGUGAAUGAGGUUUAACAAGUCGUUUAGUGAAGUGCUUUAGGUCAUGUCCAGAUUUGUGCCUUGAUUCUUGUGUAAAUCACCUUCUGUCUUGUUUGAGCUUGACUGUUGGUCCCAAAGAAAGAUGGCUUUGUAUACUCUAUUGUGGAAGGGGAUAUGAUGUUCCAUUGGUUUGUGCUAGUGUGAAGUGAGAUCCUGCUAACUACUGACGGUAAAAGACGGCAUAGUACCAGAGAUGCAUUUCCGUGUGUUUAAAGGAAGCCGAUCUUUAUCCCCUACAGUGUAAUGCAGUAACAGAUCAUAGUAGCAAGAAAAACUCAAAAUUUCCUGAUCUAACUGUGAGGAACCAUGUUGAGUAAUACACCACGUUUCUUUGUUACUGAAAUUUCUUUAGAGCCAAUGUCUUUGAUAUCUUUAAGUGCAUUCUGUAAAAACAAAUUUGAUGCAAAGUGUUCUUGGUUGAGUUUUCAAACCUCAACAUUGAGUGGGAUAAUAUUUGUAGUAUUAACUGCACUGGUGAUGUUACUAACAAGACAAACUUAUAUAGUCUAUAAGACAACACUGAACAUUGAAAGCAUAGGUAUAAUGGUAAGACGUUACAAUGACUCACUUUAACACAACUGAAGCCUAUGAAAGAGCCAUGGAGCUUAAGUUUUUCACAAGCCAGUUCUCUGACUCACAUGAACAAGUGCAACACAAUGAGUUGUACUUCAAGGAGAGCAAUACCACUCUUCAACUUCUUCCCAAAGUAACAAUACAACCGAUCCCUCAAUAUGGACAACAAAAAUUUUAUCUUGGCACAAUUCAAAACAAUUUAUUGAAAAAGUUUAGCGUUUCCAUUAACACUGGAUUACCAAGAAAAAAAUCUCUUAGCAUCUGCAAGUUUUCUAUGCAUUUUUCAGUACAGACAAUAUGUUCAAGUGCCCAAUAGAGGUGGAAGAAUGAUUUCCACUUUGUAAAUUAGCUUAUGUGAUAGUCCAACCUCUAUCACAAAUUAAUUUGGCAUUACAAAAACCCAGCACUCUUUUGUGCCAUGGAUUGGCAAGCAGGCCAAAGCUGUCCACAAUCACUGGAGACAACUGAAACAAAAUCAGGGGUGUACCUUUAGCAAACACUCAGGAUAAAGUCUGGAGAGAAUGGUCUACCUGCAAGAAAGUCAAAUCUCAAACUAGACUUUUCUCAGUUAGAUGGAGUGGGCACAAUUGCAUAGAACAGCCUGUGUUUACAAAUAGGUCAAUUAAUAAAGGUUCUACAAGAGGGAAAAUUAAAAACUUCAUUGACAAAGGGCUGGUCUCACUGAAGCGGUUUGGAAGUAAAACAACAGAGACAACAACAUUAAAUGUGUGUUGGUCAAGUGGUUGUGUUUUUAGAGAAAAACAGAUGAAAAUCUAUUUUUUUUAUGUUUUACUUUGUACACGCACCAUGAUGUAAUUACCUCAAUCAAAACCUAUUUUACUGUCUAAAGUUAUAUUGUUGUAAAAUACAAUUAUUUUGUGUAGUGUAAAAUCUUACAGUUUUAUAAAAAGUAAUGUUUCAGAAAUUGGUCAUUUAUUGUGGGGGUUUUUUUGGGGGUAUUUUUUUGUUUGUACUUGCUAACCUAGGAUAAAAAGGCAGAAGCUUACAUACUGUUCACUUGUCAUAUUCCUCUGUUCUCUGAUGAAACUUUGAUUUGUAGAUACUUUGUAGACACUUUAGCUCCGUGGGAAUUAAUGUAACAAGUAUCACUGUUACAGUGUCACUGUUAAUUUCAUUUUGCCUCUUUGAUUUACAUAGGAGUUGUAUUUUUUUGUUUUCAUAGGAGAGGGUUUUGUGUCAUAAUAGCAUACUUUUUAAUAAAUACACUUGAAAUGUGUUUCAGGAUCUUUUUGGAAUAAAAAAUCAAAUUUUAUGAAAAAGGUGCAAUAACAAUACAUUUCAAAUGUAUUUCUUUUAACCAUGUUAUGUCCUCUCCACAGUUUAUUGAGUGGCCUCUCUUAUGUAAAUAAUACUGAUUAAAUUAAUUUAAGUA